AUGGCUGAAUCCUUAAAUACAUCAGAAUUAUGUCCAUCUUUUGGUGAACAACGAGAAAGCACCAGUCUUAGUGAUGAUAUAAAAAAGUCAAUUACAAACGAAAUUAUAUGCAUUUUACAAAUAGAUGAUAAUGAAAAUAAAGAUGAAAUUGUUAAUAAUUUGUUGGAAAAUGGUCGACAUUCAUUGAUCAAAUAUAAAGAAGAUAUUAUAUCGAAAAUCUAUAAAGAAGUCAUGAAUGGUAAUGAUAACAAAUUGAUGAUGUUAUUACAAAAGUAUUUUCAACAACAAUGCGAAAUACAAUAUGGCAAAUCUAAUCAAUGGUUUAUUUCAUUUCUUGAACAAUAUCGCAUUGGAGAGAAUCAUGAUAUAUAUGAACGUUUGUUAACUCGUACAGCUGAAUAUGGAAACACAUAUAUGAAAAAUUGUCCAAUAUUAUCAAUUACUUUACAACUUCUUUUUGAAGGUAUUGAUGAUGAGUGUUUGAAGAAAACCAAUGUUUUCAAUGAUCUAUGGUUCACAAUAACCAAUGGUGGUUUAAAAUCAAUAACACAAUAUUCGGAUUAUAUUAUUAAAAAUGUAAUGAAUGAACAAUUAAAAAGCCAGUCAAUAUUAUUUAAAGCACUACGUGAAUAUUAUCGUCAAAAUGUAUUUUCAUCACUUAAACAAAGCAAUAUUGUAGAAAAAGGAAAUUUAUAUGAAUUAGUAUUAGAUGAUGUUGCUGAACAUGGUUGGUUGACUGAUUUGAAACCUAUCCAAGACCUCAUAACACCAAGAUCUUACAAUAGACUUUUGGAAAAGUUACAUUCUUUUUAUACAAAGCAAGCCCAACCCACAAAUGAAAAGAAAAACAUGACAGAUGCUCGUUCAACAGAAGUUAAUUUAAAAUCAGAACCAAGAUCAACUGCAACAGAUACAAAAGCAGAAAAGAAGCAAGGUAAUCUAAAUUUAAUUGAAAGUUUUUCUAUAAUUUUUCACUCAAUUUACUUAUGGUACAUAGAAGAAGCUGAUGGCCAAAUUAAUUUUAUUGUAAGAUGA
Molecule: messenger RNA, 1035 nt
Organism: Rotaria sp. Silwood1
Lineage: Eukaryota; Metazoa; Rotifera; Eurotatoria; Philodinida; Philodinidae
Source: the annotation of a GenBank genome assembly